This is a messenger RNA of Anolis sagrei ordinatus, 3474 nucleotides long. The record is from RefSeq and is a predicted model, not a curated record. Lineage: Eukaryota; Metazoa; Chordata; Lepidosauria; Squamata; Anolidae.
CUUUCUUCUCCACUUUGCAGGAUGCACAGUUGAGUUUUCCUCUCAAAUCCAAAAGGAUGAAAAGAAAGGGAGAGAAAAGGGCUGAUGCAGAAACAGCUCAGGUGCUGCGUGCCUCUCGAGAGGGUCUUGGGCUUUCUAGUCUUCAGGAGAAAAGCUGGUCUCGGUCAAAACCCUUCUCCUUGGAGAAAGCAGUAAUGGAAAUGCCAGGAAAGAUACCCUUCGUUCAGGAACCGGUGACCUUUGAGGAUGUGGCUGUAUAUUUCACUAAGGAGGAGUGGAACCUUCUGGAUCCAAAACAAAUGGCUUUAUACAGAGAGGUGAUGAUGGAGAACUAUGAGAACAUAUCCUCUCUUGUCCCAAAGCCAGAGCUCAUUUCCCAGAUGGAGCAGAAGAGAGAGCUGUGGGUGCCCGAUGCCCAGGACUGGGGUGAAGUGGAAAAUUCCAAAAUCAGAUCAGGCCAUUUAUUGGAUACCUGCAGCCAAACAUACCUCUGUACCAAGUGUGAGAAGUGUUUCAAACACCGAUUGGAUCUUGCAAGACACUGGCGAACCCACCUGGAGGAAGAAUGUCAUAGCAGAGGGAAUACUUACGACCCCAUCAUUUUGGGGAAACAUCUUGCCCAAAAGAUGGCUCUUUUGGUUCGCAGCAGUGUCCACAAUGAGAAAAAACGAUCUGAAUAUGAAAACUCUGGGAAAUAUUUUGUUGGCAGUUCGGACCUUUCAAGAGAUGGGAGAUUACAGAGUGGAAAAGAGCCAUUGAAGUGUCAGACGUGCGGGAAAUGUUUUGCUCGUAAAGCUUACCUUAUCAGACACGAGAGAGUCCACACAGGGGAGAAACCCUUUCCAUGCCAGAACUGUGAGAAAUGCUUUGCUUCCAAGGGAGACCUUGCGAGCCAUCAGCGAGUCCACACAGGAGAGAAACCGUACAAGUGUGACACAUGUGAGAAGUGGUUUUCUUCCAAGUCCUACCUUGUGAUACACCAGCGAAUCCAUGCAGGAGAGAAACCGUACAAAUGCCAGGACUGUGAGAAAUGGUUUGUUUCCAAGGCUGACCUCCUGAUACACCAAAGAGUCCACACCGGAGAGAAACCGUACAAAUGCCAAGAGUGCGGCAAAGGUUUCAUUUCUGGGUCUGAUCUCGUGAGGCACCGGAGAGUCCACACAGGAGAGAAGCCGUACGCGUGCAAGGAGUGUACAAAAUGUUUUGCUUCCAAGACAGAACUUGUGAGGCACCUGAGAGGCCACAGUGGGGAGAAACCAUACCUGUGCAAGGAGUGUGGGAAACGUUUUGUUUAUAGCUCCAAUCUUGCAACUCACCAGAGAACCCACACGGGAGAGAAACCGUACAAGUGCCAGGAAUGUGGGAAAGGUUUUGGUUACAAGGCGUACCUUGUGACACACCAGAGGCUCCAUACGGGAGAGAAACCAUUCAAAUGCCAGGAAUGUGGGAAAGAUUUUGCUUCCAAGGCCGAACUUGUGAGGCAUGAGAGAGUCCACACUGGAGAGAAACCCUACGAAUGCCAGGAAUGUGGGAAAAAAUUUGCACGGAAAUCCAUCCUCAUGCACCACUCUUCUCUUCACACAGGCGAGAAACCCUACGAAUGCCAGGAAUGCGGGAAAUGUUUCAUUUUGAAUUCUCUCCUUGUGUAUCACCAGAGAACCCACACAGGGGAUAAACCUUACGAAUGCCAUGAAUGCGGCAAGCGGUUUGCUCUCAGUGCACCGCUGCUGAGGCACCAAAGGCUGCACACGGGAGAGAAACCCUUCAGGUGUGAGGAGUGUGGAAACAGCUUUGUGCACAAGUCGGCCCUCGUGACGCACCGCCGAGUCCACACGGGAGAGAAGCCAUGGAAGUGCCAGGACUGCGGGAAGUGUUUUUCUCGCAGCUCACAGCUUGUGAUCCACCAGAGAGUCCACACAGGAGAGAAACCCUACAAAUGUGAGGAGUGUGGGAGAAGUUUUGCUGCUUAUUCCUCAUUGGCUGGCCACCAAAAACUCCACACUGGAGAGAAGCCGUACAAAUGCCAGAAGUGUGGGAAAUGCUUUGUAUCCGACUGCCGGGCCCACCUGGUUAUCCAUGAAAGAACCCACACAGGAGAGAAACCCCACAAAUGCUCUGCUUGCGGAAAGAGCUUCGCCCGGAAAGAGUCGCUUAUAAUCCACGAGCGAUUCCAUACUGGUGAGAAGCCAUAUAAGUGCUCCACCUGCGGCAAAACCUUCAGCGAUAAAAUCGGCCGCCUCAUCCAUGAAAGGACCCACACUGGAGAGACGCCAUAUAAAUGCUCGGAGUGUGGCAAAAGCUUCGGCACACGCUGCAACCUCCUGAGGCACCGGAGAGUGCACACGGGAGAGAAACCGUACAAAUGCUCUGAUUGUGGGCAGAGUUUCAGGUACAGACCGCAAUUGGUGAUUCAUGAAGGAAUCCACAAAGGAGAGAAGCCGUACAAGUGUGCCGAGUGUGGAGAGAGCUUUAGCCAGACUCGGCACCUCGUUAUACACAAAUGGACCCACACUGGGGAAAGACCCCACAAAUGUGCCGUCUGCAGCAAAAGCUUCAACCAGAAAUCGGACCUUAUUACGCACAUGAGGACCCACACAGGGGAGAAACCGUACGUCUGCGUAGAGUGUGGAAAGAGCUUCAUUUCUAGCUGCCAGCUCCGAAAGCAUGAGCGUAUCCACACGGGCGAGAAGCCGUAUCAGUGCUCCGAGUGCGGCAAGUGUUUCACAUACAGCUCCCACCUCACUACACACAAACGGACACACACAGGGGAGAAGCCAUACCAGUGUCCCGACUGCGGCAAGUGCUUCAUCUCGAGCUCUCAUUUAACCGCACACACACGGACGCACACAGGCGAGAAACCGUAUCAGUGUUCGUACUGCGGCAACGGCUUCAUUCAAAGAUCACAACUCGCUAAGCAUGAAAGGUCGCACACAGGGGAGAAGCCCUAUGUAUGUUCUGAGUGUGGCCAAAGUUUCCAGUGGAGCCAAGGGCUCAAAAAGCACAUGCGGACGCACACUGGAGAGAAGCCAUACAAGUGCCCGGAGUGCAAGAAAACAUUCUCCACUUCCUCAAACCUUUCUAGGCACCAGAAAAUCCAUACCAGGGAUAGACAAUAGAGGCUCUUAGAAAAGGGAUGAAAACCCAGUAGCUCUGUGGAUGUUGCUGGACUGCAUCUCCUAUCAGCCUUUACCUGCAUAGGCCAUGGUUGUUAGGGAAAACUACCCUAAAUAUAGCGGAGCAUCCAAAAAUCAAACAGGAUACUAAAAGUUGAGCAUUCAGCUCAUUAGCAAGCAGAGUGUGAAGUGUCGUGUGAUGUGGCUGUAAAGAAUUCAGAGCUUAGGAGGUAAACAUGCAGAGUCUAAUCUUAAAAAAUGAUAAAAGGUUUAUUUACAACUAGCUGUCCCCUGCCACGCGUUGCUGUGGCCCAGUCUGGUGAUCUGGAAAAUAAAGUAAUGAGAAAGUGUUGGCUUCUAA